GUCUCUCUUGUUGGUCGCAGAGCUGCGGAUGAUCCCGUACAUGAUCACUAUCGGGGACGCCAUUCAUAACUUCGCGGACGGUCUCGCUAUGGGAGCCGCGUUCUCCACGUCCUGGAAAGUGGGAUUGGCCACGUCGCUGGCCGUGUUAUGUCAUGAGCUGCCGCACGAGCUGGGUGACUUCGCGGCUCUGCUGCACGCCGGUCUGCGGGUGCGUUGGGCUCUUAUCCUGAAUUUCGGCAGCGCUCUGACGGCCUUCAUCGGUUUGUACAUCGCUCUGUCCAUAGCGGCCGAUGAAGCCAUCCAGCGGUGGAUAUUCACGGUGGCCACGGGUCUCUUCCUGUACGUGGCCUUGGUGGACAUGCUGCCGGCCAUGAUGAAUGUGAAGGACCGCCGGCCGUGGCUGAUCUUCUUCCUCCACAAUCUGGGGCUCCUCGUGGGCUGGACCAUCCUCCUGCUGCUGUCCAUCUAUGAGGAGAACAUCACCGUAUGAGGCUCCUCCCCCGCCAUCAUGUGAUCCCUCUGUAUGAGCUCCGCCCACUG
This is a messenger RNA of Nanorana parkeri, 540 nucleotides long. It is a transcript of the gene SLC39A4, whose product is annotated as solute carrier family 39 member 4. The transcript is spliced from 4 exons. Lineage: Eukaryota; Metazoa; Chordata; Amphibia; Anura; Dicroglossidae. Bases 29 to 490 code for a protein of 153 amino acids. Gene Ontology annotation, biological process: zinc ion import across plasma membrane; intracellular zinc ion homeostasis. Gene Ontology annotation, cellular component: membrane. The record is from RefSeq and is a predicted model, not a curated record. Gene Ontology annotation, molecular function: zinc ion transmembrane transporter activity.